Messenger RNA from Phycomyces blakesleeanus NRRL 1555(-), 1425 nucleotides. RefSeq lists its product as hypothetical. The coding region runs from base 1 to 1425 and encodes 474 amino acids. The record is from RefSeq and is a predicted model, not a curated record. NCBI's taxonomy places the organism in Eukaryota, Fungi, Mucoromycota, Mucoromycetes, Mucorales, Phycomycetaceae. The transcript has 7 exons.
AUGUCUUUGCCAGGCCAAGAAGUUUAUUGGAGACUGUGUGACAAAGAUGGAACAUGCUAUUGCGACUGGCGUCUAUUUCUUGGCGAUUGUGUUAUUGAGGACAGAAUUCACAAAAUCCUUCUAGUUGGCGCAAUAUUUGCUAUAAUAGUAUCUGUUAUAGCCGCAAUCCUACUAUUUUAUCGAAUGCGAUACAAGAAGCAGCGUAUUUGGAUAGUAUCGGAACGUACUGGAUUCAUUCAACCAAGACCAAUUGAUUCAGUACUUGUUAUGGCUAUUCUCACUAAUUCUUUGCGGGCUAUUCAGACAUUUUUGGUCUUAACAAAUACUUAUCCUAAUGUUAUAUUUCGCUCAUUCAUUCAUGAAUUUCCUUGGCAAUUUGCUGUAUCUGCUCUGUCAUGCUACUUCUUUGGUAUUUCCCAUACAAUUGCAGACUCUAGUACAACUCUUUCUAACGAGUGGUUUCGCUCCCCACUUCUCAUUGACAAAUUCUGUACUUUUGUUUUCAUUAUCCCAUUUAUUACAAACAAUAUAUUUUCCAUAUGCUCUGGAAUAUAUGCUCAUAGGGGAGAAAUUGACGUUGCUUACAUUUUUACCCGGGCAUUGCAUUUGACCUGGGGUAUAUAUUGCUUCUGUAUCUUUGUUAUCCUAUUUUCGUCUGGAUACCUUUUGCUAAGGGUGCUCAAACGCCAUCGAGCAACACGUAUACGAAAUGGGUCAGACAUUUCGGUCAUUGAUACAGGAAUUAUCAAGGUCAAGAUAAUUGUUACUGCUGGAGGUCUGGCGACUGUCAUAUUUACAUUCUUUUCCUUCAUGUACGGAAUCUUCCGAAAUACUAUUACAAUGAACCCCGUUCUCUCUACCGGCACUUGUGUCAUAUGGAUGAUUGAUGUUCCACUGGUAACACUGCUUAUUGAGAUCGCUAUUCUCUUAACUCCAAAGAUUACCGUAAACCUUGGACUUUCUGAUCACAGUUCGAAUGAAGAUAAUAUGUCUUAUCCCCGAAGAGGCUCCAGAUAUUCACACAGAGCUCGCUCAUCCUCUCUUCCUCAAAAUCGACAGCAUCCUAAACAAGGCUUGCAAAAUAAAUUAGGAUCAGCCCAAAAACGUGACAGCAAAAACGAAUAUGUAUUUGCUAUGGAUGUUAUAAGUAGCAACUUGAUUACCAACUCUCGUACAUUCGAAAUCGAAGGCACUGGUCCAUUCAACAGACCCUUGUCCGCUCCCACCUCGCCUGGCUCACCUACUUCACCUGGGACACCAGGAACAUCAACUCGACCACAGUAUAAUUUCCAAUCUAAACCUAAUAAUAUUUCGACUGAUAGCAUUAAGAUCUCUACUGUAUUGAGUCCACCGCCUUAUCACUCUAAUAAGGAACCAAAGAAAAGAUCUGUAGACAUUACUCGUAGUACUAAUGAUAAUUCAUAG